Molecule: messenger RNA, 717 nt
Organism: Didymodactylos carnosus
Lineage: Eukaryota; Metazoa; Rotifera; Eurotatoria; Philodinida; Philodinidae
Source: the annotation of a GenBank genome assembly
AUGGUCUUUGAUAGCUCUGCUCGAAUGAAUGCAACAAAUAAUAAUAAUACAGCAACAUUACAAAUCGACUGGCCUGAAAGUUAUGCCUUAAAACAAGCAAGAGAAGAAAAAUCUGCAUAUUAUUACGAACAAAAGAUUUCAUUGGGAACAGGAUAUGUUUGGAGUCAAAAAGAAUCAUAUGGAUUCGGGUGUUUAUCUGAUGACUGUAAUCAUAUGGGUGAGGCGGCAUGGGCAUCUCUUCUACCAUUAUUAAAAACAUUGGUGAAUAAACAUGACAUAAAAUAUUUGAAUAUUAUUAGCGAUAGUCCUGUCAGCCAAUAUAGAAACAAAACAAUCAUGUUUCUAGUAGCACAAUUUGCAAAACAAAAUAGAGUUGAAAUAAAAUGGAUUUAUCUAGAAUCAGGACAUGGAAAAGGAGCAGCAGAUGCUGUUAGAGCAGCCAUUAAGCGCGCCAUGAAUGAAGCAGUCUCUUUUAACCCAGAUGCGCCAUUUGCAAAUGCAAAAGACUUGUUAGACAAAAAAGAUCGUUUAAAUAUUAAAUUAUGUAUUUAUGCAACGGAUGAUAUAGAAAAAGUGAAACAAAUGUUGCCAAAAUUAAAAUCAAUUAAAGGAACUCUUGAACUUCAUGAAAUAUCAGCUAAUAGUGAUGGGUUAUUAACAGGAAAAAAACUGUCGGAUGAUUCAAACAUAGCAGUACGUAUAAAUUUAUUUCGUUGA